Molecule: messenger RNA, 1332 nt
Organism: Microthlaspi erraticum
Lineage: Eukaryota; Viridiplantae; Streptophyta; Magnoliopsida; Brassicales; Brassicaceae
Source: the annotation of a GenBank genome assembly
AUGGAAGCAGAGAAGACACAAAGCAAAAGAGGUGGUGAAAGUAUUGAUGAUCAGAGAGACAGGAUUAGUGAGUUGCCCGACGCUUUGAUUCUCCAGAUACUGUCUCUGCUUCCGACAAAGUCUGCCAUAGCUACAAGUGUUUUGUCUAAACCAUGGCAGUUUCACUGGAAAAUGUUGCCUAAACUCAAGUUUGAUCAUUGCGAUCACAUAACUGAACGCGGGACGUUAUCAAAGAAUGUUUGCAAGGUUUUGCUUUCCCACAAAGCUCCGGUGCUAGAGAGUUUGCAUAUCGAUAUUAGGUCAGGCACCUGUUAUAAUACGGAUAUUGAAACGUGGGGUGAAAUCGCAAACUCAAGGCUUGUGCGAAACUUGGCGAUCCAUGUUGAAACCUGGAAAUCUUUUUACACCUUUCCUAAAAGCUUGUAUAACUCUGAGACACUAGAGACAUUGACACUCAAGGGUUUUGUUUUUGAAGAAGAUGUUGCUGUUCCGUCUUCUCAAGUUUGUCUCAAGUCACUUAAAACUCUGCAUAUUCAGUCUGCGUUCUUCAGAGGCGAAGAGUUUGUUAAACUUUUAUCUGGCUGCGCUAAUCUUGAGAAUUUGCUGUUGGAUUUAUGUGGAUACUUGUGCAAAGUGAAGACUUUCGCUAUUGCCGUGCCAUCUUUACAAAGACUAUCGAUUUAUGAUAGUUAUGAUAGUGGACGAGAUUGUGGAUAUGUGAUCGAUGCUCCUUCGUUGAAGUACUUGAAGAUUGAAGGGGAACAUGGUCUCAAGUUUCGUCUGACUGAGAAUGUGACGAAGCUAGAGGAAGCAUAUAUCGUUGACGUCUCUUAUCAUACAAUCAAUGAGAAUCUUCUGGAAUCUCUAACUUCGGUCAAACGUCUUUCCUUGGAAUUAGUACCCUUGAAGGAGGUUAAGUUUCCUACUGAUAGCAUCUUCUACCAACUGGUAUCUUUGGAGAUAUAUACAAGUACAAACGCAUGGUGGGAUCUUUUAACUUUCAUGCUCGAUAGUUCUCCUAUAUUGCAAGUCCUCAAGCUCAUUAAUACUCAGAAGCGAGGUGGUUGGAGACAAGGUUUCGUGGCUGGUAGGAAAUGGAAGCAACCAGAGAAUGUUCCUGAAUGUCUGUUGUUUCAUCUCGAGACGUUCAUGUGGACUGGCUCCGACGAAGGUCUAGUAGAGGAGGAGAAAGAAGUUGCGAAAUACAUUCUUAAGAACACAAAUCUUUUGGAGAGAGCAAGCUUCUCCUCGAUACGCAUGAGUUCUGAAGAUAGGCUUGAGCUUGAGUGUGUGGUGAGGGCUUCAAAUUCAUGCCAGAUUCUUUUCGAAUGA